Clavispora lusitaniae ATCC 42720 is the source of this 2541-nucleotide messenger RNA. Its product is annotated as TFIIH/NER complex ATPase/helicase subunit. Gene Ontology annotation, molecular function: 3'-5' DNA helicase activity; hydrolase activity; ATP binding. The record is from RefSeq and is a predicted model, not a curated record. Gene Ontology annotation, cellular component: nucleotide-excision repair factor 3 complex; transcription preinitiation complex; transcription factor TFIIH holo complex. NCBI's taxonomy places the organism in Eukaryota, Fungi, Ascomycota, Pichiomycetes, Serinales, Metschnikowiaceae. Gene Ontology annotation, biological process: nucleotide-excision repair; transcription initiation at RNA polymerase II promoter.
AUGUCUAGAGUCAAUUAUGCUGAGCUCGAAAGAGGCAACUUUUCCGACGACUCUUCCGAUUCCUUUGACGAGGAGAACUACUCUCGGAAAAACAAGGAUGACGACUAUGCCUAUGGGGGCCCGAAUCCAAAAAGGAAGAGAGCCGCUCCAAGACCGAAAGCAAAGGCGCAGAGCAGCGAUAUUCCAACGGCAGCAGCAAACAAAAGAAAGGCAGACGAGGCCAUCGAUGUUAUUAGUCAGAACCUAAGUGAUGACGAGUUUGCGCAAGACCAACUCGUUGAAAUCACUCCAGAUAUUCCUACUGAUUAUGUCCCGGAUGCUGUUUCCAAAGUGUUCAACAGAAUGGACUUUCUGUACUUGAAAUUAAAACCAGACCACUUCUCACGGCCCAUAUGGAUCUCUCCAGUCGAUGGCAGAAUUAUCUUAGAGUCUUUUUCUCCCUUGGCCGAACAAGCACAGGAUUUUUUGAUCACCGUUGCUGAACCCAGAUCUAGACCAUCGCAUAUCCACGAAUAUGCCAUCACACUGUAUUCGUUAUAUGCGGCGGUUUCUGUCGGGUUGGAAACUGACGAUAUCAUUGCGGUGUUGAAUCGGCUCUCGAAAACUCCUGUUCCUGAGUCGUUUUUGAAAAUCAUCAGAGAGGCCACCAUCAAGUUCGGUAAAGUGAAACUUGUGUUGAAACACAACAGAUACUUUGUGGAGAGCUCCCAGGCGGACAUUUUGCAAAUGCUUUUGAAGGAUCCUGUUAUCGGCCCGUUGCGUUUGCCAGCUCAUUCGGAACAGCAACAACAUCUGGACUUGAUUCUGUCGCUGGCUCCAACACAGGGCGAUCUAGUCAUACCGGGGGCCAAUCCCGCUGCUGCAAAUGCGUCAAAGGAAAACGUCGACGAUAUUUUUGCUUCUGUUGUUGGUAAGAAACCCACAGAUGAAGAUGACGAUUUAGACACUGUCCACUCGUUUGAAAUUGCAAGUGAGUCUGUUGAAAUCGUCAAGAAACGGUGUGCCAAUAUAGAAUAUCCUGUCUUGGAAGAAUAUGAUUUCCGGAAUGACGAUCGAAACGCCAAUCUCGAUAUAGACUUGAAGCCAUCAACGCAAAUCCGGCCGUACCAAGAAAAAUCCUUGUCUAAGAUGUUCGGUAAUGGCCGUGCAAGAUCUGGCGUCAUUGUUUUGCCCUGUGGUGCUGGUAAAACGUUGGUUGGAAUUACUGCUGCUUGUACCAUUAAAAAAUCUGUGAUUGUCCUUUGCACAUCUUCUGUGUCUGUUAUGCAAUGGAGACAGCAGUUUUUGCAGUGGUGCACGAUUCAACCUGAAAAUGUGGCUGUUUUCACCUCGGAAAACAAGGAAAUGUUCUCCAGUGAGGCUGGUUUGGUUGUUUCUACUUACUCCAUGGUGGCUAAUACUCGCAAUCGUUCGCACGAUUCCGAGAAAGUCAUGGAUUUUUUGACUGGGCGAGAAUGGGGUUUCAUUAUUUUGGAUGAAGUGCAUGUGGUUCCAGCAGCAAUGUUCAGACGAGUGGUUAGUACGAUCGCUGCCCAUGCUAAGUUGGGACUUACUGCUACUUUGGUGCGUGAGGACGAGAAAAUUUACGAUUUGAACUUUUUAAUUGGACCAAAGCUUUAUGAGGCGAAUUGGAUGGAGCUAGCGCAAAAGGGCCAUAUUGCCAAUGUCCAGUGUGCAGAAGUGUGGUGUCCGAUGACAGCAGAAUUUUAUCAGGAAUACUUGAGAGAGUCAGCCAGAAAGAGAAUGUUAUUGUAUAUCAUGAACCCGACAAAGUUUCAGGCAUGUCAAUUCUUAAUCCACUAUCAUGAAAAACGAGGUGACAAGAUCAUCGUCUUUAGUGAUAAUGUGUACGCUCUACAAGAGUAUGCAUUGAAGUUGGGAAAACCAUUUAUCUACGGUUCGACGCCUCAGCAAGAACGUAUGACUAUUUUGCAAAACUUCCAGCACAAUGACCAAGUGAAUACUAUCUUUUUAUCGAAAGUGGGUGACACAUCGAUCGAUUUGCCGGAGGCUACAUGCUUGAUCCAGAUAUCUUCGCAUUACGGUUCGAGAAGACAAGAAGCGCAGCGGUUGGGCCGGAUCUUGCGGGCCAAAAGACGUAAUGAUGAAGGUUUCAAUGCCUUUUUCUAUUCGCUUGUGUCCAAGGAUACGCAAGAAAUGUACUACUCCACCAAGAGACAGGCAUUUUUGGUGGAUCAAGGUUACGCCUUUAAGGUUAUUACACAUUUGAGCGGCAUGGAAAGUCUACCGGACUUGGCGUAUUCAAGUGCCCGUGAGCGGAGAGAGUUGUUGCAGCAAGUUUUGUUGAAAAACGAAGAUGCUGCUGGUGUGGAAGUGGGAGAUGAUGAAGAUACAAACUUUAUGCCUAAGGACAGGAGACAUGAGAUGAGCAGCGCAUCCAGAACUGCUGGGUCUUUGGCAGGCUUAGCUGGAGGCGAAGAUAUGGCAUACGUGGAAUACAGCAAGAACAAGAACAAGGAAUUGCGUGAACAGCAUCAUCAUCCAUUGAUUCAAAAAAUGUACUACAAGAAAAAGAAGUAA